This is a messenger RNA of Peronospora matthiolae, 972 nucleotides long. NCBI's taxonomy places the organism in Eukaryota, Oomycota, Peronosporomycetes, Peronosporales, Peronosporaceae. The record is from the annotation of a GenBank genome assembly.
AUGCCUCAACAAGCUCAGCAAGUGCUAUGCCCUACGCAUCGCGUGCCGGACGCACGUCAACGAAAGCUGGCGAUCAGGAAGUUUGACGGUAGUGAGCUAUACCAUGGACUUGGCUCCAAUUUUCUUGAUUGGGGGAGAACAUUUCUUCGGCAAGUUACGAUGGCCCAGCAUGCGUGCGGAUUCGCAUGGUCCGAGGAAGUUAAAGCUGACUCACUUGGACACUACUUGAGCGAAACCGCGGAGCGCUAUUAUAACGAGCAGCUGGAGUUGUGGUGGACACAACUACCGACGCUGGAUCAUGUCAUGAAAAGGCUCCAUCAGACUUUUAAGACCACAAUCACGGCUUCGCAGUCAAUCCAUCUCUUCACGGCGCGUAAAGACCCCAAGAGAUGUUGGCCGGAGCAUUACCUUUACUUGGUUGCUGUCAGUGACGCGUGUGGUGGCGCGGACCAACAGGUGUUGGAUAAUAUCGUGCAUUAUGCGUCGACGGAACUAAGUACGAUGCUUAUGGCUAAGUACCACAACUCAAGAGUGGAUUUUUUGCGUCAAGCUGAGGAGCUCGCCCACUUCGCGCAGUCUGUAGAGCUGGAGUCGCGUAAGGGCCGGGCUCUAGGACGAGAUGUUGUUGAGCUCGUGGACGAGGUCUCAACAAAGAGGGAGACACGCACGUGCUUUGGGUGCGGAAAGGCCGGUCACAUCAAGGCCAACUGUCGAAGCAAAGGCCGUAGUACUAACGAUGGUCGUCGUGGAAAACAUGGCGCAGACCUCGUUUUGGCGAUCAACGAUCGUGGAAUCAAAAGGAAGAACCCGCAUUUUGGUUAUGCUGGAAAAGAUGCGAAGGACGAGCAUGAAGAGUGGAUCUUGGAUAGUGGUUCAAGUCGUCACCUUGUGAAGGAUGAGAGCCUGUUGCUGGAUGCACAAGACUGCAACUAUCAGUGCAACAUGGCGGAUGGAGAAACACUAUCCCUGUAA